This is a messenger RNA of Talpa occidentalis (Iberian mole), 2677 nucleotides long. RefSeq names its product mal, T cell differentiation protein like (gene MALL). NCBI's taxonomy places the organism in Eukaryota, Metazoa, Chordata, Mammalia, Eulipotyphla, Talpidae. Bases 1508 to 1972 code for a protein of 154 amino acids. Gene Ontology annotation, cellular component: membrane. The record is from RefSeq and is a predicted model, not a curated record. Gene Ontology annotation, biological process: myelination. The transcript is spliced from 6 exons. Gene Ontology annotation, molecular function: structural constituent of myelin sheath.
AGCCCAGAGUAAGGACUUGCUGGGGGCUGGGAGGCCUGCUAGCCCGGCACCCCUGCCUGCCAUAUGCCUGGUAAAUCUAAAUAAAAGACCUGCAAAAGCCACUAAGGACUCUGACUCCUCCUUUACCCGGUCUGCUGGAUCAGAAAACCUGCUCAGUGGCCAUUCCUGCCGCUACACUAUUGCAGAACUUUGUCCUUUCGAAGAGUCCACUUGUAGGAUAACAACAACAAAAAAAAUGUUCCACAUUUUCUGACCCUUCUCCAGAUAGAUCGCUCUGGUGACCCAAAUAUUAUUGAGUCUUUCGUCUUCCUAUCAGCUGUCCUUUGACCCUGGGGCAUUCUUUUCUGGUCAGACCUUACAGAUAAACACUGGGAGUUAGACCCAGUUCUGCCUGACAGCCACAAACCAUAGCCUUUUCCUAGCCAGGGCCUAUCUGUGCGCUUUCUGUCUCCCCCAGUUGAGCGUCAAAGUGACCCUGAUUUGUAGAAAAAGUAACUGUAGGAAGGGGGAAAGCCAGGUUCCUCUUGCGUGGGCAUCUGCUGCUUUUGCUGCCCAGCAUCCAUUUGCUUCUCUCUGGGAAACUUCACCCACUCCCCCUUCUAGAGGAGCCACCCUUGGACACACACACACCCCACACAAACAUUUUUAGCCUGAUUCCACGAGUGGGCUCUAAUUGGCUCAAGGAGAUCAGCAUAUCCCAACCCCUGGUCACAGUGGUGGACUGGGAAUGAGCCAGUAGAGAACAAAUCCCAGAUGAUUUACUCAUUAGAGACUUCUCCUUUCCUGCUUGGUGUAGUGGGAGAGGUGGGAAGGGAGUGCUUUGUGCUGCAGCAGUAUGGCUGCCAGGAAGGGAGAGCUUAGAGUGGUGUAUGCAUGGGUGUGGCACUCAGUGAGGGUAAGAAUGAGUCCAACCUCAAUGACAUAACAGGCAGAUCAUAAACAGGAGAUCUAGUCCUUGGGAAUAUUAUUCAACUCUCACCUGAAGUUAAUGCUCCUUCUGGACUUCUCAUUUACCUGAGAAUGGAACUAUAAAUAGGGCAGGUGCUGGUCUUACCAUGGAAAAGAGUCAGAAGAAAAGUGAUCUCAGCAUUAGAAUUAGACAAACCAGUAAUUUAUGAAGCAUCUACCAAAGGCCAGAACUGCCCUAGAUGUUUUCACAUAUAUUGUCUCAUUUUACCCACCCAACUAACAAGUGAGAAGAUGGAGGCAAUGAUAAUAGUGAUGAACAGCUUCAAGUACUGCUUGAGUGAACUUAAAAUUAACUCUUAUCCUCAGCCCUAAGAGCUGGGAACCAGCAAGCCCUCUACAGACCACCCUUCUGGACCCGGCACCCCCACGGCCUCACACCUGUAUGUGUCUCCAAGUGCAUUUGCACCUGCAGCCCCAGAGAGGCACUGACUGGACUGGAAGACGACGUCUGAUGGGUGUGUCGGGCAGGAGGUGAUAUUUGAGGGCUGCAGGGCGCUCGGCUGCAGCGGAGCCGCGGGUGCCUGGCAGGGGUGAGAGCAUGGCAGCCCGGGACCCGCCACCGGCCACCAGCCACGCCCCGCCAGAGGUGCCCUCCGGGGUCUCCCUCUUCCUUACGGUCCCCUACGCUUUCAUCCUGCCGGAGGUGGUAUGUGGGUUCUGGGUCUGGAUCCUGGUAGCCUCUACCCAGGUACAAUACCCGUUGCUGCAAGGAUGGGUGAUGUACGUCUCACUCACCUCCUUUCUCAUCUCGCUGGUGUUCCUGCUGUCUUACUUGUUGGGAUUUUACAAAAGAUUUGAUUCCUGGACUAUCCUGGACAGCCUGUACCAUGGGACCACCAGCAUCCUCUACAUGAGCGCAUCUGUCUUACAGGCACAUGCCACCAUCAUCUCUGAGACACCGGCAACGGUGGAGAAGUACUACCUAAACACAGCAGCCACGUUGUUUGCCUUUAUCACCACCCUGCUCUACAUCCUCCACUCCUUCAGCAACUACUACCACUGAAGAACCAGGGAACUGUGCCCAAAGGAGAAACUCUCUUUUAUGACCUGGAUUACUGGCCCCCCCAAAGCAGCUUUCAACGUUGGCCAUCUGGAUGAUAAAUAGAUCAACAAAAUCAUCCAUGGAAUAAACCAUCUUUUCAGAUUGAGGGAUGACAUCACAUUCUGGCACAUCUGUUUAGAUUUUUCAGAUCAUUCUAAAGAAUAUGAAAAAUCAGUUGUUUCCUUUUUGCCUGGGAAAGUAACUCUCUCGUGGACCAAGAACCCCGCUCUUCUAGAAAGUAAUAUUCGAGAUCCUCACCAUUGAGACUCUCAGAUCUAGCACUGUCACACCUGUUUGGGGAUUCUGCCUCAGGAAUGAGGUUCCCCUUAUCAGGUUUAUAGGAACAUUCAGCCUCCUUAUUUUCUUACAACUAAAAUGGUGCUGUUAACACAUUCUCAUCCAAAGAUGAUGCAGCUCCGCUCCCUGUUCUGUGGCCCUGCCUGUGCUCUGAGCAGUGGUCCCCACCAGCUCCCCACCCCUGGGGGGCAGCCAGGGGCCGGCCACAUUGCCCACCCCUCCUUCCAUUUCCCCUUCCAUUUCCUUCCCAACUUUUGGACACAAGGGAAAUUGGCAUAAAAUCAACGUUGCAGGUGGAUUUCUGAGGAAAACAAGUGAAUGACUCUACAAAGUUGUUACACAGUACAGUAAGAGCUGGGGGGUGGACAA